This is a messenger RNA of Lytechinus variegatus (green sea urchin), 3036 nucleotides long. RefSeq names its product brain protein I3-like. The coding region runs from base 743 to 1177 and encodes 144 amino acids. The transcript is spliced from 3 exons. Lineage: Eukaryota; Metazoa; Echinodermata; Echinoidea; Temnopleuroida; Toxopneustidae. The record is from RefSeq and is a predicted model, not a curated record.
CGUGAUGUAAUGUGAGAAAAGGGAAAUAUAGGAUCGUCAGUUGUCCCCGCUUCCAUGAUGAUAUUCAUCUCUACUGGUUAUUAAAUGUUCUUACUGAGUGGUGUUUUGUCUACCUGGCUGAGAAAAAAAAUAAACAUCUGAUUUGUGGGACUAAUGUUUCUUUCCAUACCAACUUGGUAUAGCUCCGUGAAACACAUUAUCAAUUGUGAAUCUUAAGUUAGCUCUCGGACAGCAGUAAUUAGGGUAAAGGCUCUAGCUGUCCUACGCCUCUCGGAGAUAAAUAUCGUCAUUGUAAAUUAUCGUCGGAUUUUUUUCUUCACAUAAUGUGUUACAUUGACACGUUCUUCGCGUACCAUCUAUGCAUUCGAUUGAUCUCAUGAAGUAACGGGAUAAUUAUGAAUUUUGAGUUUUUGUAUAAUCUUACUCCUGCAUCGCACAAGAGCUGAGAAGAUCUUAUUCUCAUCGCCGAUCCAUUGAGGAAAUUAGAUCACGCUGUGGAUAUAAUUAGGUGGAUUAUUAUCGCUGCUUUUCUGUUUCUGUAUCAUUAAUGAGGCGGUCACUUGCAGAUUGAAUUAUUUAUAGCCUACUUUUCCAACUCAACAUCUGAUUCAUAGUUGAUUGAUGGUACUUAACAUUUGACUACGAAUCGUAUGCAUUUUUCAAUUGCGACAUAAAGAUUUCAUUGCCAGGAGCCACAUUUCAUCACUUCGUAUUAUAUCCGUGAAUAAAGUUCAAAUCAGUCAUGACUUCAGAGAAGCCCGCCGAUGCCCCAGAUAUGGGGGCACCCCCUCCCUACACCCCCGGAGAUGCGGGCCUUCCUCCCACUGGAACACCAUACCCCGCUCCACCACCAGGCUUUAAUCUUUCAGAUGAUCCUUAUCCAGCCUCAACCGCCUACCCACCCCAACCGGGUAUGCCACAACCCGGAGCAAACCCCUACAUGCAACAAACCGUCGUGCCACCAGCACCACAAACCAUCACCGUCACGGCCCACCAAGCCCCAAUGGUGGCCAUCGUCGACCAGUGCCCCAACUGCAAAGUCGGCAGCCUCCAAGAGCAGUUCACACCGUUCGGGAUCCUGUGCGCCAUCUUCUUUUUCCCUUUCGGGAUCCUCUGUUGCCUGAUGUCCCGCCAUAAGAUUUGCCCUGUCUGUGGAACCAUCUUUCACGGCCGUUAGCUGGUCUGCCAUGAGAACACUGAAAUAAAUUUGAGGAUCAUUUGUUUUUAAAGAGAAAAAAAGGGAGUUUAUUAUUCCUAAGAAGACGUCAUAGUAAUUAUCUUUGGAUAGGAAUUCGGAUGCUCUGAAUGCUAUGUAAAAAAAAGACUGGGGAAUUUUUGUUUACAGUUCACCGCUUUAUAUGUUUUCCUCUUCUCCUUGAUGAGAUUUAAUUGGGACCUCACCCCUUUUUAGUGGAACUUUUCAUAAGAUGGCCAGGCCCCUAAUCAGGAUAAAGAAACCACACACACGCGCGCACACACACACAGUUAACUCCGCAGCUGGAUCUCCCAUUGCGUUGUCGUGAAAUUUAACUUUAUUUAAGCAGUUACAACACACAAAAGACACCAGCUUAUCAACGUUACUAAAAGGCAUUACUUUUUCAGUGCCAUGGUAAUUUUUUAUGGAUGUGCAAAUUGAAUUUAGCAGGAAUUUCUGACAUACCUGUAAAAGAAUCGACGUUACUGAAAAUAGCGAUACAUAGUUAACAGAUUGAGGAAAGAAAAAUCCUCAUGUACAUUCAUUUGAUCACAUAUGUCUUUUAUGUCUUGCAUGAUUUAUUGAAAUUAAAUCAUAAUGUUAUGUACUAUUUUUGUCGGUUAGAAAUUAAUACUUAUUUGAUAUUACAUUGAAUAUGACAUGUCGUUUGAAGAAUGUCUAAGAUGUUAUCAAAAUUAUUUUUGAAUGAAAUGUCCAUGCCUGCAAUUAUUCUUUUUUCCUUAUAUUAAUGUGAUACACAGCUGACUGAUACACGAUUUGUCUCGCACAGAGUGGUUCAUUAUACAUUGCUUUUUAAUAUAUUUAGAUUAUUUUUGCAUUAUGAUGACCUAUAUCCGAUCAACUGGUCAAGAGCAUGAUGAAGGUGUAUUUUUAUGAUCAGACUGUCCUGUAUAUCUAGCGGGGGCGUCGGUCCAUGUUUCAAAUGGGAAACAGAAGUGGGGAAAAAAGGUCUACAACUUUCCAAAUCAUAAUGUUUAUGGUAUCUUAUCUCAUUUCAUUUCGUUUAUUUCCAUUUUCAACAAUUACAGUUUCUUUUGUACAUGUUGACAUCAUAACAAAACAUAUUUCAAAUAUGUUAUCCUGGCAUGUUACAUUAUAUUUAUUUCAAGUUGUCAAAAUUAUUAGGGGGUUCGCCCCCCGCCCCCCCCCCCCCCCCCCCGACCGACUCAUCUGAUAUCUAGUCAGAUAUUGGUCUACAGUACUCUGUUUAAUUUACAUGUAUAUCCUUAUGUCGACACUUACUGUUUUUACAGUAACUAAACAGGUAUUAAAUUUGAUAUAAUUCUAAAAAUAACAGUCCCAAUGAUAUACACGUACCUGUACUCUGUAAUUUUCGUUUCAAUUUCGAUGCUAUAGUCGGUGACAGUCAUCAAGUAUAAAUACUAAUAAUAGGACUAUCACUGAAAUAAUUAGUCGGUCAUGUGAUAUGAUGAAUUUAAAAAAUCUCUGUACAUCGAAGACUAAUUAAUGAAGUCACUGUAGUUGGUCUUGAAACAAUCGUAGAAGACGCAUGAAAUCGACUUUACAUGCCUAUCAUAUUUUAGAAAUGCUACAUUCAUAUUGUCCUGAAAAUGAUAUAUUGAGAAUUAUGUGAAUGUAGUGUAUACACAAUUUCUGUAUAUAUAGAUUAAGGAAAACCAUAUCAAUAUUUUAAUCUCACAUAAAAAUAUUUGUUGAUAGCGUAAGGAUCGUCUAUAACGAUUGUGACUGAAACUAAAAAAAAGACAAAUUGAAUUGUAUUAUUUUCUUAUUUUUAAAUCUCGUUUGGUGAUGAUUGUAUGAAAAAUAAGUAAUGUAUAACAUGCUGUCAAUUCUAUAAA